Leptopilina boulardi is the source of this 3437-nucleotide messenger RNA. RefSeq names its product L-xylulose reductase. The transcript is spliced from 5 exons. The coding region runs from base 103 to 837 and encodes 244 amino acids. Gene Ontology annotation, biological process: xylulose metabolic process; glucose metabolic process. The record is from RefSeq and is a predicted model, not a curated record. Gene Ontology annotation, molecular function: carbonyl reductase (NADPH) activity; L-xylulose reductase (NADPH) activity. NCBI's taxonomy places the organism in Eukaryota, Metazoa, Arthropoda, Insecta, Hymenoptera, Figitidae.
AGAUUAAUGAUAAAUAAUUAAACAUAAAAAAUUUUUGGAGCAAUGUAGAAAUAAAAAAAGGACUGAUAGUGUAUUUGCCAGUAGUUUGUUAUCUGUACCGCAAUGAACAUCAAUUUUGAAGGAAAGCGUAUUCUCGUUACUGGAGCUGGUCAAGGAAUUGGAAAGGAUUUAAGUCUUCGGCUUUCACAAUGUAAAGCAACGGUUAUUGCUUUAUCAAGAACUCAACAAUACUUGGAUAAUUUAAUAAAACAAGAUCCAAAAAUUAAAAUAGUAUGUGUGGAUUUAAGAAAUUGGAAUGAAACAAAACAAGCUGUGCAAAAUGUUUUACCAAUUGAUUUACUGGUUAAUAAUGCUGGAGUAGCAUUUUUAAAACCUUUUCUUGAAGCAACUCCAGAAGAUUUUGAUAUUACCUUUGAUGUCAAUGUCAAGGCAGUGAUGAAUGUCUCGCAAAUAGUAGCAAAUGAUUUAAUAAAAAGAAAAAUAUCUGGAAGCAUUGUAAAUUUAUCUUCUCAAGCAAGUGAAGCAGCUCUUCAAGAUCAUUCAGUUUAUUGUGCGUCUAAAGGAGCUUUGCAAAUGUUAACUAGAAAUAUGGCACUUGAACUUGGACCUCAUAAUAUUCGAGUUAAUUCUGUCAAUCCAACUGUAGUUUUAACAGAAAUGGGUCGACUUGGAUGGAGUAAUCCUGAAAAAGCUCAGGGAAUGUUACGAAAAAUUCCUCUUGGUCGUUUUGCUGAAGUUCAUGAAGUUGUGGAUGCUAUUAUUUUUCUAUUAAGUGAUCAUAGUUCAAUGAUAAAUGGAAUUGCUUUGCCAGUUGAUGGAGGAUUUUUAUCAACAUAAGUAUAAUUAUUCUAUUAAUAAAUCAUUAUGUAUUUGAGAAAAGUUUAUAAAAUGUUUAUAUGAGAAAAGGAUUAAUAAAUAACAAUAAUUUUUUUUCAUUUCAAAAAUUCGUCGCUCUCUUUAUUUAUUUAUUUAUUUUUUUUUUUUUACUAGACUUUACGGAAUUGGAUGUGAUGCGGUACUGAAAUUGUCGUGCCAUGUUUUUUUAAAAAAAAAAAAAAAGAAACUGAAAAAAAAUUAUUUAUUUUGUCAGUACCAAUCUUCCAUGAUUCCGUUUUUUAAUAAAUGGAUUGUUCGCAUUCAUAUAAGCAUUCUUUAAACUACAUACCAUUAUUUAACGAAAGAGAAAGAAAUCUGAUAUUCAAAAAUAAUUAUCAAAUAAUUAUAUAUUCAGGAAAAGACUCAAUUGUUUUCUAUUUUUUGUAAAUCAAAUAUUUAAAAUUUCUUCCUCUUUCGUCAUUUUUUUUUCCAUUAUCAAUUCCCCCCGUCCCCACAUAUACAACUUUUCUCGUCGUAAAUAUGUGAUUAGAAUAAUAUUGUAUAUACAUAUAAGCUAAACCUCACAUUUUUCUUACACUUGCGGAUCUUUUUUUUCGAUUCAGUUCUUUGCAAAAAAAAAAAAAAAAAAAAAACAAAAAACAAAAAAAAGAACGCCUAGGCACGCAUUUUCAAUAUUCUCAAAAUUAUCGUCCCUAGUACAAAGGACUAAAUAUUAUUAUUAAUCAUUAGGCAUUUCUGUUUGACAUAUUUUGUCUUAUAUUGAUGUAGGAAUUGUUAACUUCAAUCAAAAGUUUUGAUUACUUAAGGCCUUUCUGAACUGAGAUGUUUGUUGUAUCUUUGUCAGAUUGAAGUUUUAAGUAUUAAUUUUUGUUUGAUCUAAUUUUGUGAUCAAAAAAUUCUCGAAAUCAGUGUGCACAAAUAUUUGACACAUUAAUUUUUUAUAUUAUUCUCAGUAUAAGAAGGGACUAAAGUAUGUGUGUACGUCCUUUGAUGUAUACGAGCGAUUUUAUGUGAACUGAAUUUCAAAUAAAAUAGACGAGAUCGAAUUUAAAUUUCUAACUUUAGUUUUACUCGAUAAAACAAACGCUUUUUAUCAUUUUUUUUUUUUCAUUUAGAAGAAAAUGGUAAAAAUAUAUGUAUUUUUUAUUAUUUUAUCUCCGGAUCAGUUCACAUUAAAUCGCUUUCUAUACUUUAAAAAUAAUGAAAUUACAAAAUUUCGAUUAAUUUUCAAUCGCAUCACAUUUUACAAUAAUACCAUAAUAUUAAUUGUUAUUUUAGUUUUUGUACGACUUUGCUUUUCAUUUAAAAUCUCAUAACUUAUGUUACAAGACAAUUAGAAAGGUGUCAGAAUACAUAAUAAUCAGGGUCGAAGAGCGGUAAAAUUUUUGUCGUUAAAAAAUCUAUUUAAUGAUUUUUGUAAAUUUCACAGAAACGCCUCUCUUGGAAAUGAUUUUCCAAAGCAAUUAUGGAAAAAUUCUUUUUAUAAUUUUUCUUUUUCCAAUGUUUGUUGAACAUUUCUCACAUAUAAUUACAAUACCAAUCUUUUUAGGAAAAUUCAUUCUUCAUUUUUUUAUUAAUAAAGUGCGAAGAGUUGAAUUUCUUCUGUCUUCUUAGUUUAUAAAUUUUUUUUAAAAAAUGCAAUAGAAAUCUCAUGUUUGUAAAAGUAAAUCAAAUAUUUGGAAUGAAGUACACGUGACACGAAAUAAAAAUUGGACAUCGUGCCGCGUGCUGGCAGUGUCUUCAUGUUUUGACAUGAGUUAACUUUUAUUCUUCUUUUUUUUUUAGUUAAUGAAAAUUGUCCAAAAAGACAGGAAGAAAUUUUGAUUCAAACUUGAUUAAAUUUUAAAGAAGAAUGAAAUUAGUACUUUCUGUGCAUGUAGGACGUACAUACAACGUAUAAUAGUUAUCACGUUUUUUUUUUUUUAAUUUUAAUAGAGGUUGUGUUAUUUUUCAAAAAGAGCUUGAGUUAUAUGUAAUUUUAUUAAUCGAAGUAAUUAAUAGAAUCAAAGAUGGGAUUUCUAAUAUUUAUUAAAAUAAAAAUUAAAGUUCCUAAAUUUUAAUAUCAGUAAAAAAAUUUUCUUUACACAUUUAUAAAUGAAAAAAGAAACUAAAUAAUAUUAUUUCUUUGCAGAAUUUGAAAAUUUUUUUUGUAAUACAUAUACAAAGUUUUUAAAUAAUUUCCCAAAUGUAGAAAAAAAAACCCUUUAGAAAAUAGGUAUUUAGCAUAUAUCGUUUUCAAUCCUUGGGUUUAAAAAUGCCAAUUUUAAUGAAACACGAUAUUAAUAUUUUUUAAAUGUACAAAUAGUUGGUGCGAUUCGACGAUCAUUUUCCUAUUUCCAUUUCAAGUUUUUUUCUUUUUUUAAAUAAAAAAUAACAAUUGCACAGAGAUCGAAGAUUGGUUCAAUACGACAUGAUAUUACACACACGUAGAGAAUAGUACCACACUGGACACGUAGAACACAAUAAUUGUUUCUUUUUCUCCUUUCAUCAUAUAUCUAUACAAAUAAUUUUAUGAAUCCUUUUUUCAUAAUUAUUUUUCAAAAGAAAAUAUCUUACAUUCAUUAUUAAAUUUUAAUGCUAAAAAGAUGUUGUUUUUUUUU